AUGAGUGAUUUGGAUGGCUGUCGUUUGGAUAAAAGGCAGUUAGAGGGAAAUCCUGGUGGAGCUGACAAAAUCACUUCACUGUCUUCAAGUACCAGAGAACUUAGCCAGAGCUGUGCGAUCCCCACCAGCACUGUGGCCAUCAGCAAGACUGCACAGUUACCUCAUAACUAUUACACCAUGCCUGGGUGUGGAGGAGAGGGGUAACUCAUCUGCACCACGCCAAGAGGAACUCAAUUCAUUUAUGAUAGAAAGUUUCUGUUGGAUUGUCACAAUUCUCCCAUGGCUCAGACUCCACCCUGCCAUAUACCCAAUAUCCCAGGGGUCACUAGCCCUGGCACCUUAAUCAAAGACUCCGAAGUAGAAGUAAACAAUGUGAACAACUUGAACAAUCAUAAGAGGAAACCUGCAAUUGGGGAUGAUGCUCAGUUUGAGAUGGAUAUCUGACUCUCCUGCAAGGAUUAGAAGAAAAGCAG
Messenger RNA from Saimiri boliviensis boliviensis (Bolivian squirrel monkey), 473 nucleotides. The record is from RefSeq and is a predicted model, not a curated record. Lineage: Eukaryota; Metazoa; Chordata; Mammalia; Primates; Cebidae.